ACUCUGGUUUUAUCAUAAGCCUAGGAGACACAUCUGUGUGGUAAUAUGUUAGCAAAGACUUUGGUUCUGAUUCUUAGCAUUGCUCAGGUGCAUUGGGUUUACUCUCAGGAUGGACACUGGCCUGAUCACAACAUGUGCCUCUCAGACAGGCUUACGGUGUCCUACAGGAGCUGUGACCCUUUACAGGAUGUAGGUUUCACAUUAUUGCCUUGCCCUGACAAAAUAUCCGAUCCAAUAAAAAUCAGAUUGGCUCUUAUUCUGAGACAGCACGUGGAUGAGUUAUACAGUUCAGCUGUGCUGAUGAUCAAUGAUGACAAAAUCUGGAAUUGGGACAUACCCCUUUGUCUUCCUAAUUUCCCCCGUUUCACUUUUUGUGGAAGCAGAAGAGGAGAACUGAUCACCAUUGAUUCAUCGUAUAAAUCAAAAUUAGAUCCUCCUCUAAAGGGUGCUUUCAAUCUUAAUCUACAUGUUACAAAUCAAGAUGGCUUUCAGAUUGCCUGUGUGAAUGCAACACUGAAAUUUCAUUGAUACCUGACCAGAGGACCUGUACUUGAACAGAGCACAAUUAUAAAACCAUUUUUUUUUUUACCUUAUUUUCAGCACAUAAGUGCUUCUCACAUUACUGUACAUAUUUUAUUCUAUGCACAAAUAUGUUAAAUGUUC
Molecule: messenger RNA, 663 nt
Organism: Xyrauchen texanus (razorback sucker)
Lineage: Eukaryota; Metazoa; Chordata; Actinopteri; Cypriniformes; Catostomidae
Gene: ly86
Product: lymphocyte antigen 86
Exons: 5
Coding region: 46-528 (160 amino acids)
Biological process (GO): innate immune response; positive regulation of lipopolysaccharide-mediated signaling pathway
Source: RefSeq, a predicted model, not a curated record